AAGUCCCGAACAGAGAACAAAAAACAGGUUUUGGUAGCAGCAUUUUGCUUGUUCCUUCUUGAAUGUUAGAUGUUAGACAAAUCUCUGAGAUCUUGAAACUUAAACGUAUUUGCAUCAAGUCGUGAUUGAAUGGUACAGCACUAUAUGUAAGUCUGGAUCGUGAAGUCAUUGGGAUGCGUGUAUUCUAACACUAGGAUAACGUAACUUUGCUAGCAUGAGCAGCCGAGAUAAGAGCAAUAGCGCGAAGAGAGUAGGAUCACGUCUGGGAACGGAAGAAACCAAGGCAAAAUGGAGCUUGUACAGCUAUUCUCUGGAGAGCCUUAUUGAGCAGUUCCCCCUUCCUCGUGUGGCGCGCUGCAACGUCCAGACGCUGUUUACAAAGCACCGCAACCCCCUACCCGUCAACCUGGGUCAGCCCAUGCUCUUGUUUGACAACCGCUCCAUACGUAAGCUUCUGGCUCGAAACGUUCUAUGGAACAGAACCAACCACAGAUAUGCCGAAACUGAUGAAACUGUUGUCAUCCCUGAAGAUUAUGAAGGACACUUUGUUCGGCUGCGCUCAAGAACAGCGAAGGACCAUUCUGUUCACCCGUCUAUCGAGUCUGUAGCGAACUACAAACUUCCCGCAUUUCUCAACCUGACCUUGAUGACGGCUUUCAAGGUCGCCAAUGACAAGAACAGCAAUGACUACCCGAGACUGGAAUACGCGCCCGGCAACCUCUUCAUCGUGGAGCGGGUCAUCAAGGGGACGGCCAGGGUGAAGCAGGAAUCGAAGCUAUUCAAGAUGGCGGAACACGCCACGAUGGACGUGUUUUACCUCAAGUGUCACGACGAGCGACAGAACACGCUGCUGUUACCGCUCUCCCAGCGAGGAGAGUUCGUCGAGAUCCUCACCAAUCCCAACGACAAGGGGACGCUCUCCUCCAGAAGUGAUGACAUCAUCGCGACGCAGAAGUAUCCGCUCGUGGUCAGAUACGUGUACGGCGGCUCCAAGCCGCGGUUGACCUCAUUCUCAGGGCUGUUCACCCUUCUGGAUUCUUUCCACGAAACCACCGUCAUGGCAUGUAGUCUGUACGGGCCUCACUUCAUCAUCUGGGAAUUCCCCUUGUCGUCCCCUCUUCAGUUUGAACUUGCUGUCAACAACAGCGACUUGAUGCACUUGCCCAUCGUGAAAAGCGCCAUUCAGACGUGCAAGUCUAAAGGCAGCGUAUUCCAAAAGGAUAUAAAGUUUAAGUAUAAAUUUGCUCAAAGAUAUUCGGAAACGUUACGCGAUAAAAGUUACUGUGAGGAAAAUGGCGAUUUGGACCCACCAAGCGCUCGAAGUAGUGCUCGCUUGGGAAUAACGCAGACCUAUAUUUAUUUGUAAGACAAAACCAAACAGCAUACCUUUAUGUAGUGUGGCAGGUGGACUGACAUCAAGUACAAGUUUUAAGGAACAAUUUUACAUAGUUUUUUAAAACGUAUUUACUCUCACCACCCACAGAUAACGAGGAUAUUUUUAUUUUGAAAAUGUUAUGUAAACUGUACAAAAAUAAAUGUAAUUUUAGAAUUUA
This is a messenger RNA of Gigantopelta aegis, 1553 nucleotides long. RefSeq lists its product as uncharacterized. The record is from RefSeq and is a predicted model, not a curated record. The coding region runs from base 215 to 1366 and encodes 383 amino acids. The transcript has 2 exons. Lineage: Eukaryota; Metazoa; Mollusca; Gastropoda; Neomphalida; Peltospiridae.